AUGACAAAAUCCUCCACUGACUUGCCAUCAGUUAAAACUUCAUUAAUUGAAGUCACAGACAAAUUAUCUAAUCCACCAUGUAGAAUUUUUUUCAAAAAUGAAUAUUUACAACCAUCAGGAUCUUUUAAAUUAAGAGGAAUUGGAUAUAUGUUAGAACAAAAAAUCAAAGAAGCUAAGAAAUUAAAUAAAUCAAAAGUUAUUGUAUUUUCAUCAUCUGGUGGUAAUGCAGGUUUAGCAGCUGCUUAUGCUGCAAAAUAUUAUAAUGUUGAAUGUACUGUUGUUUUACCUACUGUUUCAACUCAAUUGACUAUAAAUAAAUUGAACGAAUUAGGAGCUAAUGUUAUUGUUCAUGGUGAUCAUUGGGGAGAAGCUGAUGAAUAUUUAAGAGAAAUAGUUAUGAAAUCAAUUGAUGAAAAAAAUGAUUAUCCUGUUUAUUGUCAUCCAUUUGAUGAUGACUUAAUAUGGAAAGGUCAUUCAAAAAUUGUCACUGAAAUAAUUGAAGAGAAUCAAUUACCUAACCUAGAUAAUGUUAAAGGAAUUGUUUGUUCAGCUGGUGGAGGAGGAAUGUAUAAUGGGUUAGUAGAAGGUUUGAAAAGUCUUAAAGAAAAUGAUAUUCCAAUAUUAGUAAUGGAAACAUUACAAGCACCUACUUUUCAUGAAACUAUUGAACAAAAUAAAUUAAUAACAUUAAAAUCAUUAAAAACACUAGCAUCUUCAUUAGGCUCACCAUAUUUAUCAUCAAAAGCAUUUGAAAAUUAUAAAUCACAUCCUACAUAUUUAGGAUUAAUUGAUGAUUUAGAUGCUUUAAAAGGAACUAUUGAUCUAUAUGAUAAAUUUGAUAUAUUAACAGAACCUGCUUGUGGUGCUUCUAUUUCAACUGUUUUUGAUAAAAAAGAUUUAUUAAUUAAAAAUUUUAAAAAUUUAAAAAAAGAUGAUAUUAUUAUAAUAAUUGUUUGUGGUGGUUCUAGCGCAAAUGAAGGGACUUUAGAUUUUUAUAGGAAGUUAAUAAAAGAUCAAUGA
This is a messenger RNA of Lodderomyces pseudojiufengensis, 1020 nucleotides long. Its product is annotated as L-serine/L-threonine ammonia-lyase. The record is from RefSeq and is a predicted model, not a curated record. The transcript has a single exon. Bases 1 to 1020 code for a protein of 339 amino acids. Lineage: Eukaryota; Fungi; Ascomycota; Pichiomycetes; Serinales; Debaryomycetaceae. Gene Ontology annotation, molecular function: pyridoxal phosphate binding; L-serine ammonia-lyase activity; threonine deaminase activity. Gene Ontology annotation, biological process: L-serine catabolic process; L-threonine catabolic process.